AUGAGAACGCUCGCAGCUGUGCUUGCGAAAGCUGCAGGUGUCGCCAUGACAGGCAGAAAAGCCACUGCCAUUCGACUCAGCAGUUGGGGUAAAAAAUGCCUUGCUCGUUUAGAAGACGACAAGUGCUCUGGGUCCGGGCUUGGCGACCGCACGCUGGCCGCUUGGGCACGAUUACUAUACAUAACGAAUUCCAUAUCCAUCGCGUUUGACUAUGACGAUCCCGAGGCAGUGGCCUCAGUCGACGACAUCAAAACUCAACUCAUGAUGAAUGCCUUGGAACGCGAUUUGAAUACAUGGCGUCAGUCGUGUUGGGUGCUCAACACUUCACCAGCAUUGAAGAUGCAGUACUACGCGGCACACGUCUAUCUUCGAGAAGCAAUACUAUACGUGGAUCACCGACCCGAGGACUUCAAGGUGCCGUAUCGCUUCAGUCAGCUCAUGCCUUCGCGCUCUAGCUGCGCGUUGCCUGUCAAGUUUAUGGUCGAUGGUUUGACACAGUUGAUUCACGCGUCGCACGCGCUGCUGGAAUCUUUCAUGUCGAUUGAAUUUGGCCUUACACGAGCUUUGCCUCUGGGCAUGUUCUGCGGGAAAUUCGCAAAGUCGGCUUUUCCACUUUAUCGAUCGCUCUGGUCUUAA
Akanthomyces muscarius is the source of this 636-nucleotide messenger RNA. RefSeq lists its product as uncharacterized. Bases 1 to 636 code for a protein of 211 amino acids. Lineage: Eukaryota; Fungi; Ascomycota; Sordariomycetes; Hypocreales; Cordycipitaceae. The transcript is spliced from 2 exons. The record is from RefSeq and is a predicted model, not a curated record.